Molecule: messenger RNA, 1353 nt
Organism: Diaporthe citri
Lineage: Eukaryota; Fungi; Ascomycota; Sordariomycetes; Diaporthales; Diaporthaceae
Exons: 9
Coding region: 1-1353 (450 amino acids)
Biological process (GO): carbohydrate metabolic process
Molecular function (GO): hydrolase activity, hydrolyzing O-glycosyl compounds
Source: RefSeq, a predicted model, not a curated record
AUGUCGAGAUCCGCUCUUGCGUUCCUGUCGUUGCUGGCAGCGGCGAAAGCCCAGCAGGUGGGGACUCAGCAGACUGAGACUCACCCAAAGCUCACCUGGUCCAAAUGCACGGGCUCGGGUGGAAGUUGCACUUCACAAAAUGCUGAAGUUGUCAUCGACUCCAACUGGCGCUGGCUCCACUCCACGAGCGGAACCGACAACUGCUAUGAUGGCAACAAGUGGACAUCUGUCUGCAGCAAAGCCGAUGACUGUGCCCAGAAGUGUGCCCUCGAGGGCGCCAAGUACACCGAAACCUACGGGGCUUCGACCAGCGGCAACGCGCUGACCCUCAAAUUCGUGACCAAGCAUGAGUACGGAACUAACAUCGGGUCGCGGUUCUACCUCAUGGCCGGGACGAGCUCCUCCAAGUAUCAGAUGUUCACACUGAUGAACAACGAGUUCGCCUUCGACGUCGACCUGUCCACCGUUGAGUGCGGCCUCAAUGCUGCGCUUUACUUCGUGGCAAUGGACGAAGAUGGUGGCAUGUCCAAGCAAACCAACAACAAGGCUGGCGCCAAGUACGGUGUCGGCUAUUGUGACGCCCAAUGCGCUCGCGACUUGAAGUUCGUUGGCGGCAAGGCGAACGUGGAGGGCUGGGCUGCCUCAACAAAUGAUGCCAACGCAGGCGUGGGACCCCUGGGCGGCUGCUGCGCCGAAAUUGACGUGUGGGAGAGCAACUCUCACUCGUUCGCACUGACGCCUCACCCAUGCACCGAAAACACAUACCACGUCUGCGAGAAAGACGCGUGCGGUGGCACCUACUCUGAGGAUCGCUUUGCUGGCAAAUGCGACGCCAACGGCUGCGACUACAACCCCUACAGGAUGGGAGCCAAAGACUUCUAUGGCAAGGGAAAGACGGUGGACACCAGCAAGAAGUUCACUGUCGUGACUCGCUUCGAAUCGAAUAAGAUGUCCCAGUUUUUCGUCCAAGACGGCAAAACUAUCCAGAUCCCAGGCCCAGCCGACACCAGCAUCUCUUCGAGCAGCAACAUCACCCCCGAGUUCUGCACAAACCAGUUCAAGGCCUUCGGUGACCGCGACCGCUUUUCCGAGGUCGGCGGGUUCGAUCAGCUCAACGCGGCUCUGCAGAAGCCUAUGGUACUGGUUAUGUCCAUCUGGGACGAUCACUACGCCAACAUGCUCUGGCUGGACUCCAGCUACCCACCCGAGAAGGCUGGGCAGCCUGGCGGCGACCGUGGCGACUGCCCUCAGUCCUCCGGCGUCCCAUCUGAUGUGGAAUCUCAAUACGGUAGCGCUCAGGUGGUCUGGUCCAACAUUCGCUUUGGGCCUGUCGGAUCGACGGUCAAGGCUUGA